AACCCUGUGACCUAUGGACAGACAGUCGAGUAAAAUAAAGUACAGACUAGUGGAGCAUUUGCUAACGAGCACUCCAGACAAUCGCACCAUGAAGCCGGCUGUGGUGGUCUUGCUGGUUGCUUUGAUUUUAUCGCUAUCGCUUAUUGGCGCCCGGGCGUGCACUCCCAACACGACGUGGCACGACGGCUGCAACAGCUGCUUCUGCAGCGAGAGCGGGCAUGCUGCGUGCACCGAGAUGCUGUGUGAGACGUACACGCUGCGGGCUCCUUGAGCGGCGCCACUGCGUCGCAGCACGCGCUCCAAGAUGAAACCCACAUUCGCCAAUGCACCUCCUUCAUUUUUUCCUUUCAACACUCGGAGGACAUCAUUCCUCGAGCUUGUUUGUCUCCUGUGUUCCCGGCAGAAAAAUAAAGUGCUUUAAACACCAUACACCAUUACCAAAAAAAACAAAAACAUAAAUAUUUGUUUUUAAAGCUGUAUAAAUGACUCUGUGGGUAAACAA
Bacillus rossius redtenbacheri is the source of this 502-nucleotide messenger RNA. Its product is annotated as serine protease inhibitor 3-like. Gene Ontology annotation, molecular function: peptidase inhibitor activity. The record is from RefSeq and is a predicted model, not a curated record. The transcript has 2 exons. Bases 14 to 271 code for a protein of 85 amino acids. NCBI's taxonomy places the organism in Eukaryota, Metazoa, Arthropoda, Insecta, Phasmatodea, Bacillidae.